AUGCCUCCCAACUCUUUCUCUUCUCUGCUUCUCACUCUCCUUCUGGGACUCCUCCUUCCGCCCUGUCUGUGGGCACAGCAGAAGGGGAUUGGCCCUAGGGAUCUAUGGUGCGUCGCCAAGAACAACGCGGCCGACGCCGCUCUGCAGUCGGCCAUCGACUGGGCCUGCAGCGCGGGCGGCGCCAAUUGUGCUCCCAUUCAGCAAGGCGGGCCGUGCUACGACGCCGGAGACAUCCAGCGGACGGCUUCCUGGGCUUUCAACGACUACUACUUGAAGAAUGGCAUGACCGACGAUGCCUGCGACUUCACCAACACCGCUGCCGUCACUUCCUUAAACCCUAGUCAUGGCAGUUGCAAGUUCCCAUCAAGCUCCGGAGUGAAGAAUGGGAGUGCUUCUUCAACUGCUACAGCAGUAGGAACGGGGCCGGCGGACAGUGCAGAUAUGAGCAGCUGCAACCGCAUUGCAGCAACAGCAGCAGCAGCUUAG
This is a messenger RNA of Linum tenue, 486 nucleotides long. The record is from the annotation of a GenBank genome assembly. Lineage: Eukaryota; Viridiplantae; Streptophyta; Magnoliopsida; Malpighiales; Linaceae.